Megachile rotundata (alfalfa leafcutting bee) is the source of this 8974-nucleotide messenger RNA. RefSeq lists its product as uncharacterized. Gene Ontology annotation, biological process: signaling. Gene Ontology annotation, molecular function: molecular adaptor activity. Gene Ontology annotation, cellular component: glutamatergic synapse; postsynaptic specialization. NCBI's taxonomy places the organism in Eukaryota, Metazoa, Arthropoda, Insecta, Hymenoptera, Megachilidae. The record is from RefSeq and is a predicted model, not a curated record.
UGACACGCUGCCCGCGCACGGGCUCUACCAGGCUUCGUAGGGCUUGCAAGCUUCACGGCGUAACGCUGAUCCCUAGGCAAACACGCUGCCAAAUAGACUCUGUGCUCUGUAGCUGUUUUUGAGCACGUGCGACACUUUCUGACACGCGUUCUUAAGUCUAGCCACAACCGAUUGAUUAUCUCUUCACGAGGCUAUCGCGCGCUUCUACGCUUGCGGCGCGCACGUGCUCGCGAGAAGCCUAAGCGACUCUACGAGCUAACAUCGGUUUCACUGCCGUUACGCGUGCUACUGGUCAAAAGUAGAGAACCGUUUCAUUUUCUACGCAUAUAUUAUACCUUGCACAUUAUAGUACGUCUUCGAUCAAUUUUCCAUUUACACGUUCCAUUUCUGAUAUAAUAAGAAACUGCGUCGUUUCUUCUAUCCAGUUCCUUUCACAAAAGGUUAAUAGGAGAUGGAUCAGAUUUCCUCGUAGAUCUUUGUUUUUAACAUACUAAUUAUACAAUUUUAAUGAGCAAUAAACUCAAGUUGCUUGUAGUACUUUGUGCUGCUCCAAUACUCUUCGGUAGUGUUACUAAUAUAGUAACAAGAGCUUUCUGCGACUGUUUACGAGACCGUCGAAAUUAGUGGGCGUGGAUGGUUUUCUAGAUAGCAGCAGAUACAGUGUACAUGCUACUAUGUGACAUGUAUUUGCCAGUCAUUAAUAAACUGCUAACAAGAUAAUGAACUAGGACGUUUGAAAUUUUUAAAUUCCUGUGAAAAAAGGUAGAGUUCAACGACUCGACAGAGCUAACGUUAAUCCAUUUAUGUUACACCGAACUCGAGAAACCUGUAUGUUUCCUAAGACAUUUUUCUCCCGCUUAAAUAUUGUUAUGGAAGUGUUAUUCUAUCGUCGAUUUUCUGCAUAACACGUUGUUCCACAUUUUCGAAUGAUUUCGUCUCGCAUAGAAUCCACCCCUUUCCGCUCGUAUUAUCGGUUACACGACACCCCUUACGUGUCCACAUUUUAAUUGCUUGUUUUUUUUCCUCUCUCUCGGCGCUCCAAAAAGCCAGCGAUGUGUAAUAUAGCCUUUUGUGCGCCACGAGGCUUCUGUGUGCGCGCGUAAAGCGCGACGACGUACGCGUCAAAGCCGGCAGUGAAUCUCCGCGGGCCGCAGAGCGCGGACGUUACACCGCGCGAAUACGCUUCAAAACAGAGUACGAUAACGUGGAGCUUUGCAAGCUUCUUUUUUCUCUCCUGCUUGCACCGUUCGUGCUUCUUGACUAUUGAUUCGUCGGCGGUCUCGCUAAAAUAGUCGUCGCGAAAAACGCUUUAAAACCAAAGCAUUCUUCGAGAAUCGUUCUGUCUUGUGACUCUGUUAUCCGCGUUUUUCAUUUCACGCUGGAAUGCUUGUCGUGAAAACGCUUUAGAACCAAGUAUACUUCAUGACUCUAUUACCUAUUCAAGUUGUUCCUUGUGUCUCUAGUUUCUCCUAUAUAUAUCUGCCUAGUUUAUUCUUGUACGAGUAUGUUACUUGGUUAUCGAUACUGAAACGUACAGGCGUUCUUGUCGCGUGGUUUCGCCGUAUUUUUACCGAGAUCGAUACGAACUUUCGAUCGAGCGAGCGAUGACAAUCCAAGUGAAGCGUGUAGGUUAUAGAAAGAUCGAUGAAUGAAAAUGUCCAGCAAAGUGAAUUUUUAUCAUCCUCGAAUUUGGACAAUGCAUUUUUUAAUAUCAAGAAAGUUUGUUAGAUCGAACCGUUGAACUGCGAGCACCGAAUUGUUAUUCCGUACUUUCUUUUUUAAUUAGAAGUCGCUUCUCGGAACGCAGACAGCAGAUGGAAAUAUGGUUUCCAUUUAUGGAAAUUCAUACACGCUGUUUCGAUGUAAGCUCUCGUAUUCGUUGCAAUUAAUCAACGAUCUAAUUGCCAGACGAAUCCCGCGUUUCGUUUCAUCGAAAGCUUUCGAGCGCAUCCACUGGAAAGUCGCGUGGCUUUUCUAAUGACAGUUCUCGGCUCGAGAAAACGAACCAGUCGAUGCAACAAACUCUAUACGGUUGUGAUUGUACAUUUCUCGAAUGGAACGGAACCCGUUUCUUUACGCUCUUCUAGCCCGCGAAAUACGAUUCUCCGCGUUUACAAAAGGCUCGAAAACGCGUUAUUCCAACGUCGAUGUAAGGUGAUCGCUUGAAGAGAUUUUUCUAAGUAAAGCGCGGAACGUGUCUAUCUUUUUCGAUCUUAUAAACCUUCUGAACAUUCGAAACGAUUAUCUAAAUGCUUGUUCGAGCAGAGUUAUUGUCCUCCUAAUCAUAAUUGACCGUUGCGCAAUCGCCGCUUGAAACUAACCGUUCAACAACGUAAUACGUCAUGAUAGAGAAAAUUCAUCUUUAUUAAGGCUGUUCGUAUGUAGGGAAUUGUGGCCGAUUUACAGUUUGACCCGAGCGAAACCACACAAACGGGCACGAGAAGUGCAGAAACUGCGAACAGGGAGAAAAAGCUUCUAAGCGCUGGUAACAGCAAACACGUUACCUUUCAAAGCAUCCAGUGCUAACAAACUAUUUCUGUACGAAACUGUGCAUAACGUGAAAGUUUUGAUACUCAAAAUCAUAUCUAUAUAUUUGUAGACAUUUUUUCGAUACAUUUAUUCUGUAAUGAUGUUUUGACGAAUCGCGCGCGCGGAGUGAGUAGAUCGAAUCAAAAUAAAAUUGCGAGAUUUAGAAAAAUUCCAUCGAGUAGAUACUCGAAGAGGAAAUGUGUCCCGAUUCCAGCGAUACGAAUGAACGUGGUUCGUAAAGAGCUCGCGAGGAAGAAGCGACGAUCGCACGUGCUCCGAUGUAUCGAUCAAAGAUACGUGAUAGCCGGUAUGUACGAACGCGUGUGCCAAACGCUUUGAAGAAUCAACCGUUAUGAUGUGCCACGGUAGCGAGAGGAACUUUAGCAGAAGUAGCUCAAGAAGAUUCCACGACUAUUUUAAGAACGACCACGAAGUUCGUGAUUCGUGUGAGAAAACUGGAAUUCGACGCGACGCGAAACGUGUACCUUUUGAUAAUCGAUAGCUUGACGGAAGAAACGUAAUUUUUAUACUAUUUUUACGAGAACCGAGUAUAAUCGCGCGUGAAAUAAAAACAGUGAUGGAGGGAAGGCCGAAAAUCGAAAUCGUCCGCGUGCCUUCGAGCGAGCGCGCCAACUUCCGGUCCCUGGACGGUGUGCGCAGCGGUCACAUUCGCGUGGGCACGUGCUGCCCGGAACCGGAAGUCAAAAUGGUAGUUUGCGACGGCAAGCCGCCAAUAGAACAGACACGGAAAUUUAAAAGAAAUCUGGGACCAGUCUCGAAAUUGCUGAGACGUCGACAUCACGCGACAUAUCUUGCGACAAAAUCCUGUGAUAACAUUUAUAGCGUGAAUAGAAGUAGCGGCUCCUUAGACUGGAGAGUUAGUCAGACAGUGAACGAGCAAGGCCUUCAAUCUCGACAAAGCGGUAGCCUGGAUUGGAGGGUAGGAAGAUCCAUCAACAGGCUGCAUUGGAGAGACACGACUCGCAGCGCGGAGCAACUUUCAAGAAGCGGAGCGAUCAGCUCUGAUCAUCUGCAAACUCCUAGCACAAAGUCGAAACUUAUUUCAUUGCUACGACGACUUUCUCCUCGACUGUCCCGACCAGGAAGCAAAAGUUCCUUGCAAUCUUCGCCGACGAUCUGUCCAUGGGUACAAGUCGAGUACUCUUCAGAGUCGAUCAACGAUGGUUUACGCGAGGAUUCGCAAGAAAGCGACGCCAGUUUCCAGAGAGAAUUACAGUUGAACGAACUGAAGAAACGAAUGGCUGGGAUUCCUAUCAAUUCUCAGGUGACGGCGAAGGUCGUUAAGGAUGGCAAGGAACGACAAGGCUGCUCGCAGCCCAGGAUACAAGUGCAACAACCCGAUAACGAGCAUAGUAACGUCAUCAAAUCUGUGCACGAGGACCGCGGGGACGAGGAUCGUCGACGAGCUAGCGGACAAACACGCGGCAUCGGCGGCGAGGUAGCGGGCUUGGAGGACGUUGCCGAUUGCUGCGCCGCGACGCUGACGCCGUCGGUCCCCGGCGCCGGCGGCAUCAGGUCGAAUCGCCGCAUAAGGCCAGUCUCCCUUGCGGUUCAACCCCUUAAUUACCGUCGUCUCGAUCCGGAUCCAAAAAUCGCAACCAACGUGGUCGCCAGGCAUCAUCCUAACAUGACUAGCCAGGAGAGCAUCGGCAGCUGCAGUUUGGACGUCGACCAGUCCGCGUCCGACCGAUCAGAGAACACUGUAGAUAACAUCUCGAAGAAGACGUUGCACAGUUUGAACUUAUCUUGCAACGGUGACUCUGCGUCCACGCCAGAGAAUUUAACGAACGGCAGCAGCGAGACGCUGCAAAAGUCCCAUCUGACCCCGGAUGACAAGUUGAACGUUAGCAAUGGUCAUCGAAGUAGCCCAGAACCAGAACAGCUGACAGUGAAGAAACCGAGUUACUUGGGCCUGGCUUGUAGCAUCAGCGGCUAUUCGGGGAUCAACAGAUACGACAGCAAGUUGAGGGAAGGGUUUCGAUCGAGGGAUAGUAGCCCCGGGACCAGGCUGAUCACCAGAGACACCAGUCCGGCAGGUUUUAGAUCAAACGAGCACCUGAACGUGCCAGCGCAUCCUUAUCCUCCUAAGAGUCAAUCGAUCUCGCCUUUAGCGAUGGACAGGCAAAACGGUUUCUCGAACGGGUUGAAGGAGGAGUGCAAAAUGGAGACGUACAGGGAGUCGAGAAGUUCGAUCAGCAUAUGUCAAGGUUACUCCGAAGUCGACAAGGGCGUGAUGCACACGACGUUCGCCGAAGUCAGCCCGAUUCGAUCCAACACCCCGACUAAACGUACCCCUGGGAUAUCGCAGAUCAUGUCCUGUAGUCAGCAAAAUAAAUCCUUCUCGCGUUUCUCGGCUUCGUCGCCGAAACAAGCUACUGCUAAUCUAUCGAACACCUCGUUCAGCGAUACGAGCAUAUUAAACGGCUCGACGGCGGAUGUAGAGAAUCAGGUAUUGAACGUCAGUUCGAGUAGCGAGAAAUCGUUCAUUCAGCAACGAGUGGAACGGCUCUACGGUCCUGGAGCACUUGCCCAGGGUUUCUUUUAUAAGCGUAGCACCAGUAGACUGAACACCAGCGAGAGUAGUUUCAACAAAUCCGCCAAUAACAACGAUGCGUCGACGGACAAUGCGAACACGGAAGAGUCCCUUAAGAAUCUACCGGUGUUGAGACACUUGAGGCCCGAAUUUCGUGCUCAGCUUCCCGUGGUCAGCCCCAGAAGACCCACCGACGGCUCCGAACAAAUUCUAAAACCUCUUCAAAGGGUAACACCGGUGUCGCGGAAGAUUGAGCAGAAACCAAAAAUACCAGCGGCUUCGAACUUAGACGGAAAUAUCGCGGAGAGCGGAGCACAGAAGCUUAAUUCUAGCGUGACCAGCAUCCCCGACCAGCAGCCGGCUGCACCAAAAGUAGUCUUACCUGUCUUGGAACCGAGCGCUAGCUCGACGAACGUGGCGAAACAGGUUCAGGAGGCGGAGAAAACGGUCGAGGAGAAAAAUGGACAUUACUUUAUGAAGCUGUUGAAACAGGAGACAGACAGGCUUCUGUCGUUGGCUGCGUCAGCGGAAGCGGAGUUGGCCAGUGGCGAUACCGUUGCACUUCCGGAAGAGGCAGCCGGAAAACUGCGCUCGGCUGCGGGCAAAGCCAGGUUACUGGCUUCCCAGAAGAUGCAACAGUUCGAGGGAUUGUGUCAGAAAAAUAUUAAUCAGGUUCCUGGCGAAGAAUUUCCAACGACGGAUGAAGAUCUGGCCGGUUUUUGGGACAUGGUAAUGCUGCAGGUGGUCCAAGUAAACGAGCUGUUCGAUCAAAUUGAAAAGUUACGAAAUUCCCAGUGGCAAGAGACCGUGCCAGAGAAGAAGACAUUAGCCGCCGCUCCGCAAAACGGUAGCGCGACAAAACGUCGUGUCACGCCCGUUCACAAAGUAAAAUCCACGGCUAACAGCGAGGCAAAUAAAAAGGCUAGAGAAGCGCGAGAACAGGCUCGAAGGCAACUAAUCGAGGAAAGAAGGCGAGCGAUGCGCUCGAAGGCGCAAAAUUCCGAGAAUACCGUAAAGAUCUUCGCCCCAGACACGUAACGAUAAAAAAAAGAAUACGAACGACUGGCAGGGAAUCAAAUGCCUCGAGCCAAAUCAAAGCACGAUAUCGUUAACGCAUUUCUUUUUCUCAAACGGCUCAAGUUUCGAGCAGUCUGGUGCAUAAUUAACCGAAAGCUUUUAAGAACCGGUCGAGUUCGAUCGGAGACGCUCAUCGUAUUGCCGUAUCGUAAUUUUACGACGAUUAUAAAAUAAAAUACUCGUGUUGGUGAAACAGAACGGACGCGAUUUCGCCCACGGUUUUUCGCGUCUCGUCGCGCGAAGAUUACGCGUCAGAUCGUGUCGUAGGAAGUUGAUUAUAAACAAUCGCAAAUUAUGCUUCGACCGUGAUCAAAGUCGCUUUAAUAACGUUGAUAGAGCGAACAAUUUUGCCUACAACGAAGCAAUAACAUGAUCGGAGCAAAGUUUUUUUUAGCAAUUUACAAUUUUAUUAAGACAUACGUUCUCCUGUUUCUACGCACUCUUCGUUUCCCUUCGAUUUAUACACGCUGUGAUGUUUCGUGCUAAUCUUGUUACGUUUUAUAUCGAUUUACGGUGUCGUUCGAUUUCUACGAUAUUUAAUGAUUUCAAUUUAGUUUGGGCAUUCUCAAACUCGCGUUUCGCCUUUCAUUUUACAAGUUACGACGAGUUUCGAUGUUUCAAUUCGAAUAUUUGACAAAAGGGUAAAUUUAUCGGAGGGCGAGAUAGUUGGAAUAGUUCGGCUAUGUUUUCGUGGUAAAAAAGUGGCUUAGAGACUGCCUUUUGUCUAUAGAAACUUGGUUUUUUCUUUUCAAUCAGAAGUUACUCGUCUGAAGCUAUCAAAUCGUAUUUCUAUAUCGUAUUUUAACGAGUAACUUAUAUUUAUACGAUAACGUAUUGUAUAGAGAAUUAAUUGCGGGAGAGUAUUAAAUCAACAGGACGAUAGAGGAAUCUAUGUUCAAGAACAUUAGUCUCGCGUUAGAAACUUAAAAAAGAGAAUGAACCGCCUGGAUCCAAAGAGAACGCGCAGAUUUUUGUUUCGCUUUUUGCUCGAAUCAGGCAACAAUUGUUUUGCGUAGCUGAUUUUAGACACGUAUGUAUAUAAUUUUUAAUGAAAUUACACACGAUCGAUCGUGCUCGCCUAACAGUUCCACUGAAGAGACGUCGACGAAGAAUCGAGAUCGGAAAAGGAUCGUGAGUCGCGGGUCAAACCAGAAUGAUUCCUAUUACUUUUAUUACUCGUAUUGUUUCUGAUAACGCCUAAUUAUUAUUAAUCUUUUAAUAUCCCGAACGUAUUAUUUUUAUCGUAUUAACACAGCUCACACGAUCGCGCGAGGAAUAUCGUGACCGCGGAUCGGUUAUCGCGAGACACGUUUGUCGAUACUGACAUUCCGGUAGAAAGAAGACGGUCUCGAAGGCACCCCGAUAUCUUUUCGUAAUUCUCACUUAAGUUUAAGGUGUAUUCGAUAGAUAGGCAGGUAUAAUUAGAGCUCGUCCAACCAAAUAACACGCGCUACCUAAUUAAGUAACUCUCGAGUGCGCCGAAUAUCGCGUUUUUUCACGAUACGUAUGCUGGCGAUGGAUUCUUUUUAUUACGUGCCCGUUCAGAUCGAAGCAAAUAAAAAGAAAAAAGAAUAAGAGACGAUUCACGAAGCGUCGUUUCGCUCGCGAGUACGCUGAAGCACGCGCAUCUGGCCGCGUUAUUUAUUGACUGUUGAUUCCCUUGGUGCCUUGAUUAUUUAUACGUGUGUACAUACAUAAAUCGACUGACAACCACGACGCUUGGACGCUUGAUUAUCGCGUCGUGUCACUCUUUGUCGCAUGGGUCACACUCGAAUCAUCGACGAACGUUUCUACUGGUACUGUGAUACUACUUCCAUUCUGGAAACCGAUUCAUUUUUGCCACGUUCGUUAACGAAUGAUUUGUCGCUCGAUCAAAAUCAGCAAAUAAUUAGAUUCUUAAAAAUAUUACCGAUUAAUAUGCAGUUCAUCGCGUAUGGAUGAAUCAUCGAUAAAAAGUUGGUCCAUGAUUCCGGUGUAGCCCUAGGCGGACUAAUCGAAAAACAAAUGUCGAUAAAUGAGAAUAAAAUGAAGACACGUUACGAGCUUUCGAUAAUCAAUUCAAUUAAAUAAUUUGGCUGCUCGGAUGAUAGGUAUACAGAUGAAACGAGAAAUUUGAUCAGUUUUGUUCUCAUUUAUCAGUUUCUGCCUAAAUAGGUUCGAUCGAUUUAGAUUCGUAGCGAGUUAACGUGCGCGAGUAGUAAUUAAUGUCUUUUUUUAUAAUUAUUUUAACGAAGAAAACGUGUGACUGUACAUAAGGGUGAAAGAACAAUGUAUGGCUGUAAUCGUGUAAUUUUGCAGAGAUCGUGAGACAUGUAAUGUACGUGUAUGUUGGCCAGCAAACACACAGUCCACGUAUCGUAAUUUAAUUUGACGUACUUUGUCCUUUCUUCGUGCUAAGUUAAUGUACUUUCUCACCUGUAUAUUUCGCGUCCAGGUGCUCGCCUUAAUCCCACACGUAGUAAUUUAUAUUCAGAACAGUGUCCCCUUAGCAUCCGUACCGCCUUAACGACACCUUUUUCGAGAAUUCGAUCCAAAGCAGCGUAUUACGAGGGUGAUCGGCGCGAACCACGAUCGUGUUUCAAUCCUUCGAAACAUUUAUCGCACUGUUUUGUUGUUAUUUUAAGAAGCGAACGAUAAGUUUUUUACGUUGUAUAGGAGAGGAGAUCACAGCUGCCCAGGGACGGCAGGAAGCGCAAAUUUUUUACUUAUCCUUCGAACAAACACAUUACACAGUUACGAUUAUUUAUUUAUUAGACAUUAGUAAGCUGUCCAUACACUUGUUCUCAGUGAAUUAAUAAAAAAUGAAGAAAACCA